UAGUGCGCGGAGCUGCGGCGGCGGAGCAGGGCGGGGAGUCUACGCGGCCCGGAGCCUGGCGGCUGGGUGGCUAGGAGGAAGCGAGGGCGUAGACGCGCAGCCGGGCGGGCGGCGGCGGGGAGAGUGUGGAGAGGAGCGGGAGCGCGGGGCCCCGGCCGUCCCGACCACGGAGCCCGGUCACCGCAGAGCCAGCGGCCGCGAGCGCGCCAAGGACCGUGCGCGGACAGGGGCGCGCAGGCCCUGCCCGCCUCUUCCGUCCCCACCCCUCUCCGCUCCUUCCUCUCCGCCCCUUCCUCCCCGCUCCCGCGCCCCCGCGCCCCCGCGCCGGGCGCCCACGGAGUCCUCCUCUUGCGGGAGCGCGUCCGCGGCGGCCGGAGUGGGCCGGGCCGGGCUGGCGUGCCGUGUGAUGGCGCUGCUGGACCUGGCCCUGGAGGGAAUGGCCGUCUUCGGGUUCAUCCUUUUCUUGGUGCUGUGGCUGAUGCAUUUCAUGGCCAUCAUCUACACCCGAUUACACCUUAACAAGAAGGCCACUGACAAACAGCCAUAUAGCAAGCUCCCAGGUGUCUCUCUUCUGAAACCACUGAAAGGGGUAGACCCUAACCUAAUCAACAACUUGGAAACAUUCUUUGAAUUGGAUUAUCCCAAAUAUGAAGUUCUCCUUUGUGUACAAGAUCAUGAUGAUCCAGCCAUUGAUGUGUGCAAGAAGCUUCUUGGAAAAUACCCAAAUGUUGAUGCUCGUUUGUUUAUAGGUGGCAAAAAGGUUGGCAUUAAUCCUAAAAUUAAUAAUUUAAUGCCAGGAUAUGAAGUUGCAAAGUAUGAUCUUAUAUGGAUUUGUGAUAGUGGAAUAAGAGUAAUUCCAGACACACUUACUGACAUGGUUAACCAAAUGACAGAGAAAGUAGGCUUGGUUCAUGGGCUGCCUUAUGUAGCGGACAGACAGGGCUUUGCCGCCACAUUAGAACAGGUGUAUUUUGGAACUUCACAUCCAAGGUCCUAUAUCUCUGCUAAUGUAACUGGUUUCAAAUGUGUGACAGGAAUGUCUUGUUUAAUGAGAAAGGAUGUAUUAGAUCAAGCAGGAGGGCUUAUAGCUUUUGCUCAGUACAUUGCUGAAGAUUACUUUAUGGCCAAAGCGAUAGCUGACCGAGGUUGGAGGUUUGCAAUGUCCACUCAAGUUGCAAUGCAAAACUCUGGCUCAUAUUCAAUUUCUCAGUUUCAAUCCAGAAUGAUCAGGUGGACCAAAUUGCGAAUUAACAUGCUUCCUGCUACAAUAAUCUGUGAACCAAUUUCAGAAUGCUUUGUUGCCAGUUUAAUUAUUGGAUGGGCAGCCCACCAUGUAUUCAGAUGGGACAUUAUGGUGUUUUUCAUGUGUCAUUGUCUGGCAUGGUUUAUAUUUGACUACAUUCAACUCAGGGGUGUCCAGGGUGGCACACUGUGUUUUUCAAAACUUGAUUAUGCAGUAGCUUGGUUCAUCCGCGAAUCCAUGACAAUAUACAUUUUUUUGUCGGCAUUAUGGGAUCCUACUAUAAGCUGGAGAACUGGUCGCUACAGAUUGCGUUGUGGAGGUACAGCAGAGGAAAUCCUAGAUGUAUAACUACAGCUUUGUGACUGUAUAUAAAGGAAAAAAGAGAAAUAUUAUAAAUUAUGUUUAUAUAAAUGCUUUUAAAAACCUACCUUCAAUAGUUUUAUCACAUGUACAUUUUCGUAUCUGUUCUUUAAUUUAUUUUGCAUGGCACUUGGCAUCUUUGGGGGGAAAAAAACAAAAUACACAUCUGUAGUUUUAGUCAAAUGGUACACUUUAUUUUGUGAAAGUAGAGAAUCAAGAGACUUGGUUCCAGGAACCUGGGUUUGUUUUUGUUGUCGUCGUUGUUAUUGUUGUUUGUUUGGUUUUUAAAACAUAAAUAAAUAAAUUAUAUAUAUAUAUGUGUGUGUAUAUAUAUAUAUAUAUAUAUAUAUAUAUAAUGAAUGCUCUGCAACAACCACUAUGACAGUAUCCUUCAGUAGAGAAAGUUUCUUAUUUGUGAGUACACUCUUGCAGAACAUUUAUGGAUGGCAGCAGCUUAAUUUGGGGAUUUAGAAAAGACUAAAAGAUAAUCAGUUUUCACGUCUAGAGUAAAUACUGUUGUGCAGUGAACAACCAUGGUGAGGUACUAACUGAGAAACUUUUUCAUGCUUUAUGCCUACCUCUUGUAGUUGUUGCAGAGCAAAUAUAAAUUGUAAUAAGGUAGCUAGGCUUUGCAAAAACAAACAGAAAAACUUAAAUAAUAAUAAACGAGCUGGAGUCUAGUAUUUAUAUGAAUCUGUGAGAGAUAUUUUUUUGGUCUCACUGCAAUGAACCAAAAGUGGCCGAGUCUGUGUUUUACUUGUAGCCAUGUAUUGAAGGCAUCUUUUUGACCACCUCUUGUUGGUUCUGUCUUGAACCAUUGUUAAUCACUGUGCUGUAACUAGUAUAGCUAAACCUUUCCCUGCUCCUCACCCAACCCCAUCUUUUCUCAGUUUUUUUUUCAGGGGGGGUUGGGGAUGGCUUUGUUUUAGUGUGAGUGGAUAUUUUGAUAGUUGUGAGGAAAAACGCAUUUCAGACACAUUUCACACAUGAGCUAUUUUCUUACACAGUAUGUCUUAUUGUUAAUAAGAAUGUAAUUUCAUUAUACAGGUAUUUAAUAUCUUUUUAAAGUAAGUAACGAUUCUAGCCAUCAAUAAAUAAAUUGCAGUAGAGUAUUAAGAGGGACAAGAUGAGUUUUACUGUUAAAUUUAAUCAGUAUCAAACUAGGUCUACUGUGAGUGUGUGUGUUGUGUUUGCUUUUUGUUCUUUUUUUUAAUAUAUAUACUAUUAUGGUUAGUCCAGUCUUAUUUAAAUUGGAUUUUUGUACUCCAGUUUGUAUGACAAAAUAGACUACAUCAGUGCUAGUUGUAAAUGUGUGCUGUAUUUCACUUUUCUCUUCCUAUCAUGUCGCUAAACUUGCUUGUCAGGUUGUGCUUAACUUGUGGUGAACUGGACUUGUUUUUGUUUUUUUAAAAAAUAGGCAAAAAUGUAAGGUACAGUGCAUAAGCCUUUCCUUUUUAAUUUUUUUUUCUUUCUUUUUGUAGUUGUAUUUAUGCUUUUUCUUUAGAAUUGGAUGGCAUGUUGUCCAUAUGACUGCCUCCUGCAGGGCUAACACUGGCAAUAUGGCAGCUUGAAAUUCGAAGUUCCUGUAAUUUCCAUGUCAAAGCAUAAUGUGUAGCAUUUUAGCAAUAACUCCAUAUUUAUAGGAAAUGGACACCUUUUCACUUUACUGAGCCAAUUUGUUUAAUUGUCUAAUGACUAUAUUCAUGGUUUAAAUUGCAUUAUAUCUGUAAAUGUGUAUAUAGUAUGUACACGCAUUAUGUUUAAACUUUUCUCUGGGCCAAAAUGCUUCCUCCAACUUUUUUUUUCCCUGCCUUAUGAUGAAUUUGUUUGAAGGGCAUUUUCUUCAUGAACAAAGGCUUUGAUGCAUUUUCCUUUCUUUCUGUGAAUUAGGUAGUAUUGUUCCCUGAGGGAAGUUGCACAGUGAAAAAACCAGUCUAGUCGUGACCCACUACAUGUUUAUUUCUUAAAUCACUAUUACACAGAUUGAAUUUUGCUGACCAUGUUUGUAGUUUGUUGAUUUGUUUAAUGAAGUUUGGUUGAUGCCAUUCUUUGCACUGCUGAAGUGAAAUCUUGCUUAUUACUUAGUGUUAUGCUGAUUUCAGUGUGGGCAAUGUGACAACACAACCAAAAUGGCCGGACAGACUUCUUGUGUUUUGUAAAUAUAAAAAAAUGACUGUUCUGUAUGUGUGCUUUAAGUGGUAGUAGAGUAUUUCCUUCAAAUGAUGCUUCAUGUAAGCAGACAGAAUGAUUCUCUGUUUAGCAUAUUUGGAGUGAUGAUGAAGUGAUAAAUAAUAUAGAUGUUGAAGAAAGCAUCACAACAGAACUGUAGGAGUCCAAAUUUAAUGAGCUGUCAAAAAAAUGUCUAGAAUGUAUUGUUUUAUUUAAAAUCACUGUCUUAAGUUUUUUGUUCAAAAAAUAAAAAUUUGAAUACAAUCAAAA
Choloepus didactylus (southern two-toed sloth) is the source of this 4042-nucleotide messenger RNA. RefSeq names its product UDP-glucose ceramide glucosyltransferase (gene UGCG). The transcript is spliced from 9 exons. Gene Ontology annotation, biological process: glucosylceramide biosynthetic process. Gene Ontology annotation, molecular function: ceramide glucosyltransferase activity. Gene Ontology annotation, cellular component: membrane. NCBI's taxonomy places the organism in Eukaryota, Metazoa, Chordata, Mammalia, Pilosa, Megalonychidae. The record is from RefSeq and is a predicted model, not a curated record. The coding region runs from base 407 to 1591 and encodes 394 amino acids.